This is a messenger RNA of Beauveria bassiana ARSEF 2860, 1038 nucleotides long. RefSeq names its product thioesterase family protein. The record is from RefSeq and is a predicted model, not a curated record. The coding region runs from base 1 to 1038 and encodes 345 amino acids. NCBI's taxonomy places the organism in Eukaryota, Fungi, Ascomycota, Sordariomycetes, Hypocreales, Cordycipitaceae. The transcript has 2 exons.
AUGGCCACCGCAGAGAUCGUCAAGUUUGGCGAUGCUGUUCAACUCGAUGAAUUAGAUGCAAAUACAUAUAAAGUCAACUUCAAUCCCCAAUAUUGUAUAGGCAACGUCGUCAACGGAGGCUACAGUGCAUCCUGUAUGGCCUUUGCCGCUUCCAAAUUUUCUUCGAAACGUGGUCAGCCACAUCUAGUCACUUCGCAGCACAUCUUUCCCGACCGCUGCUCCGCCGGCCCGGCCGUGAUUGUCGUCGAAGAUGUCAAACAGGGCAAGAUGAUAUCCAACAUUCAGGUCAGCGUAUGGCAAGGCGCGCUCCUCGACUCGGCGCCCUGGUUCGACCGCGAAAAGUCUCGGCGUCCACUGCUCGCUUACAUGAUCUUUGCCAACUUUGACGACUUCGAUUCGUCCCUGACUCUGCCGACCGCGUACAAGACGCCUGCCGAGCUGAGCGGGACGUCGGUGCCCGACCCCGACUUUGACCGCCUCAGCCGGGACCAUGCCGACGACAACUGGACCCUCAGCGUCCCGCCCGGCGAUUGGAGCAAGGACGCCGCGAGCCUGCGCGCCAAGGCCAUGUACGUUCCCAAAAAGGGCAUUUUUACGCCGGGUGUCUUUGACAUGUGGGUGCGGCUCGAGACAGGCGAGAAGCUCACUCAGCAAUCGCUGCCCUUUGUCGCCGACUUGCUACCCUACGAAAUGGAUCGCUACCUCUUUGCGCCCGAGGUCAAGGAGAUGGUAGAGCAGCUUCAGAACCAGGACAAGGCCGAGACGCCCAAGAAGGACAAGGCAGCCCAAAAGGGCAAGUCGCAGCCGUAUUGGUUUGCCACGCUGGCGCUGAACCUGGAGACUAAAGAGCUUUUGCCGGAAGAGGGUGUUGAGUGGCUGCAUGUGCGCCUACUGGCCAAAGCCCUGUCGGGAGGGAAAUUUGACCAGGCAAUCGAGAUUAGAGAUGCAUCGGGGGAUCCAAUCAUGCUUGGGCACAGCGUUUCGAUCGCGCUCAAGUUUGAGCGCAACACGACAGGUCGCACCAAGUCCGCCCUUUAG